Pichia kudriavzevii is the source of this 2955-nucleotide messenger RNA. RefSeq lists its product as uncharacterized. Bases 1 to 2955 code for a protein of 984 amino acids. The transcript has a single exon. The record is from RefSeq and is a predicted model, not a curated record. Gene Ontology annotation, molecular function: guanyl-nucleotide exchange factor activity. NCBI's taxonomy places the organism in Eukaryota, Fungi, Ascomycota, Pichiomycetes, Pichiales, Pichiaceae.
AUGAGAGAUGGUGAAGGUUACCCCAGAGCUGGGGGCAGUCCCGAAACAGCCGAUUCCAACACAAGGAGACAAGGCAAUGUGAUUGGUAACGGACUUGGAAAUGGUAUAAAUAUCCUCCAGGAGACCCAUUUUCCACACAAGAGACAGCCAAACGACCUCUUAAGCACUCUGACGACCAUUCCUGAUCUAACCAUGAAUGAUACCACGCUGAGCUCCUCUGGUGCUAACGAUAAUAACCUAUCAGUGGGAUCACUUGAUCCGCUCAACUUCGAUGCAGGCUCAGCCAACCUGAGAAUCUUUGACCUCUCGUUGGGGGACAUAGACAGCAAACAGGUGCUCACCUUGAAUGAUGUUCCACAUCCACAUACACUUUCUCGAAAUUACAUGGCCAAAACACUUGAUAUACCCGAUAUUUUGAACAUGUUGAACGACAACGAUGUAUUGGGCAAUGAUGAUUUCAUCAAGUAUGAUAUGAACAUGGACAUGCCGAUUUCCCUCUCACUGGAUCUCAACUCGGAAAAUGAAAUGCAGUCGUCUAAGAACAACCUCAGUUAUAUUUCAAAUCCUUCUGCUCCCCAGUCAAUUGAAUGUUUAUCUUGGGCAAGUUAUUCUAAUUUAGAUACCCCCUGUUCCAAAAUCCUACAGAACUCUGAUAUUCCAAAUAGUGAAUUGAAACGCUCGUUUACAAGAUUGAAACAAACCAGUGAAUUGAUCAAUACGGAGAAAGUCUUUAUUUGUUCUUUGAAGAUAUUGGAGAGGAUGUACUUGAAAAAUUUCAUCUCUAAUAAUGCCACUCCCAUUUAUUUCCAAACGUUUAUGGAAUGUGUCUCAACGUUGUUAAGAAACCAUCAGAAGUUUUAUGACAAUGUCAUCCCUGUAUAUAACAGGUGGUAUCGUGAUUCGUUGCGCUUAUUAGAACUCGAUCCUAAAGAACUUUUCGCAAACUCUCCAAACUUCGAUAAAUAUAAUUAUGUCUCCAAUGAAAGAGAAUACUUGGAGACCAUUAUGAGACAUAUAUCCGGUGAUGCAAUUGAUGUGGACACAUAUUCAGUUUACUGCUCUCUGUUUAGUAAGGUCUUGAAUUUUGCUCGCUCACAUAAUAUUGAGCAAUAUAAGCGGGAUUCAUUGGUGAUUCUCAAUGAUUACUUGGUUGAGCAUGAGAAUCUAAAUGUUGACUACUUCAUUGACAAACAUCUCGAUACGAGGUUCAUAUCAGUUAUUCAGAUGCCAACAACAAGAAUGAUUCGAUAUAAGUUGAUUACACAAUCACUUUUGAAAAAUAUACACAUGGACGAAAAGGACAAAUUGCAAAUAAAGUUUUACGGGAAAAUACUAGCAAAAAUUAACGUAAAGAUCGACAGUAUCAAUAGCUUUGUGGGAAAUGAAGAAGCAAAGUUUGAAAAACUUGAUGAGUUCAAGUCUUUAUGUCUGCAAAAUUCCAAUACCAAUAAGAAUAUUAUACCAAACAGUUUAUUUUUCGAGAAUUUAGAAGACUUGCAGCUUGCAAGUGCUUUUGGAAUUGUUUCUCCAUCAAAUACUAGAAGUAGAAUUACCAGUGAAUACUUGUGCGGUGUAUUGUUCAAAAAUCACUUAAUAUUGGCUAAACCUUCAUCUCUGCAUUCAAAUUCCUUAGACAUCAAAUUUAUAAUACCGUUGAUGUCUAUUAUCGAUAUUGGUGGUCCUACAUAUUCCCUAGUAUCGAGGUAUUCGGAAGUGGCAAAUAUUAUAUUUGAAGAUAAUUUUAAGAUUUAUGAGAUGUCGUUUAUUUUCCCUGAUGAGAAGGAAAAAUUAAUGUGGCUUGCCAAACUGAGAAUCAAUCUGGAGAAAUUGACACCAAUGUUUAGUAAUUACAAAAAUCUGGAUUUCAAUUUUGUGUAUUCGGAUAUUCAAAGAUCCGCAUCAUCUUUCGGAUUAAGUAAUGGAUUUGACCAAACAAUUGUUUCUUCUUACCUGCCUUCGAGUAUCAAGCCAAUAAAAAAAUUAAACAAGGGGGAGAAAUCUGUUGAUUCUGAUGAGAUGAUAGUGUUUGAUGUUGAGCACUUCAUUCCCAACUCCCAGUUAGAUUCUGGGAAACGGGAGGUGGCAACAACAACGAUAACUUCGCCAAGUACUACGACUAGAGGAUCCAUCACUUCAUUUUUAGAGCCACCACAUAUUGAAGAUAUUGAAAAUGUCAAAGUUAAAACGAAAUCGUUCAGCAAUACGUUGUCAAAUUCAACACUCACAAAGUAUCCAGCAAUAAAAAUCACCUUACAAGAGAGAGUGGCUGCUCAAACUUGUAUUUCCAACAUAUGGUCCAAUCAGUUUGACAGGUACACUUUAAGUAUUUCAAUAACUCGAUCGCUUUCGAGUUUAUUCCAUUCUAAGCGGACGUUUUUCUCUGCAGCAAAUACACCAAGUACGCCAAAUGCCAAUCAAUUUAUACCACCAUCACCAUCGUUUGCUAAUAAGGGGGAUCUCAGCAAUGCGAGUAAUUCAAAUUACCACAGUACAGGAUCAUCAUUGUCGCAUAAAAAUGGUAUUUUGGGAUCACCAAUUAAACUGAGACAUUCUUAUUCAAUGCGAAGUCUAAAGGAUAAAGUCACUUUAACCAAUGACCCAAUAGAGACCGAUACCGUUACCCCGAAAACCACAUACUUGAGGAUACCCGUUGAUACCUCUCCAGAGAACCUCCAUUCUCCAUAUUCCAAGUCUUCAUUCAGCAAGAGUUUACGGACUUCUGCUAGUUUGAAGAGUUUAUCGAGUUUUGUCAAGAAUUCCGGCUCUGCCGCCAAAGUUGGAGAAGAAAACAGGCAACCGUGUAGCCCUGGAACACCUCAUAGGUCGAGCAGCUCCAUCAGCAGCAAGGAGAAGUCUCCAAGGUGCCAUACUGGAGACGACCAUGGUUCGACGCAUCGACUAGCUGGCAUGACAAAACUAUGGAGAUCGCUCAAAGUUCCCAACAAAAGGUCCUGA